AUGCCUUACUUAGGACCGAGGUCGUUCGAUACGGCUCCUCUCACAACCAACAACUUGGCUUAUCUGAAUGAUCGGCUCAAGCUGGAAGAUGGUGGACAAAGUGCACAAAAUGGACAAAAUGGACAAAAUGGACAAAAUGGACAAAAUGAACAUAGCGCACGUAGUGGACAUGGUGGUGAACAUAAUAAACGUGCUGAAGUAGUUGGUUUGGUCACUAACCCUAUCAUGGUUCGUACCGCUAAAUCUUCUAUUGGUGCCCUUAGAAGUUCUCCGGAUUCUUUCUCGUGUACUUCUGGUUCCUGUUCACCUGAGGACUUCUCAGUGUCUACUCCAUUAUCUUCAAUCUCCAGUUCUGAUUCAUAUGAAACAUUACAACAGCGAGAGCCUGUUACUGAGCACAAUUAUUCAAUGGUUUCUAUUUCUACUGAUCUGGUCAGAUCUUCUACUCAGCAAUUGGAUAACCGUACCAUUGUUGGUGACGAUGAAGAGAGUAGAACAGUGGUUUCUCAGGAUCAUAAUGAAGCCACUUCUAUAGUUCCAGAGUCUGUUCGAGAGUCCAUUCGAGAGUCCGUCCAAGAAGUUGAUAUGUCCUCUUCUACUCAACCGUCAAAUCUUGUUAGAAAGAGAUCGGGAAAGCUCGUUAAGUCUUCGUUGAAACUUCCGUCUCUAACGAGAUCAAACUCAAUGCCAAACACAAAGUCCGUCAGAUUUUCCACGCAUUUGGAGGAUGUUAAAUUCUUCCAUAAGACUGAAAAGCCAACAGCUGUGUCUCAAUAUGGAUCUCCUGUCAGUUCACCUCGUUCUCUAAAACCGGUCUGGGACUGGGAUUUUUCUUCGUCUAGUUCCUCGGAUGAAGAUGACGAUAAAGAUACUAAACCUGCUGACGAUGAUGACGAGUGCUGGGAACUCCUCAAGAAUGAUUGUCCUCCUACUGUAGGGUCCUUGAACUUUGCACGUUUAGCUGCAGGUUCUCCCGUUAUUCUGGAGAGUAUCAAGCUUAACUCUUUCAAAACUGCUUUAAUCGGCUUUAUCUUUGUCAAAAAUAUAGCUUACGAGAAGAAGAUCAUCAUCAGGCUAACGACGGACGAUUGGAAGAGUUAUGUGGAGAUUGAGGGUACAAAUUACAUUUCGUCGAAUCACAUUUUCAGGUAUUCUGACUUUGGAUCAAAUUACGAUAAAUUCUCCUUCAUCAUCAAGCUCGACUCUCUAUGCAGCUUCAAACCUAUGGUAGGUAUUAAGUUCUGUGUUGAGUUUGUUGUCGAUGGACAUACUUAUUGGGAUAAUAAUUCUGGUAAGAACUUCAAUGUUCUAUUAAAGAAACGUGGUCAUCAUCAAGAGAAAAGCCACAAUCACAAUAGUCAUAAAGAUAUAGAUUCGAAUGACCCAUCAAUAUCCCACAAAAAUCCGUCUCCUCUUGAUUUGGAUGACUUUGGUUUCCGACUCAAGGAAAACAACAACUUCAACGACUCGUUCCAAACGUCUCGCAAGUUUGUAUUCCAUCCAAAGAACUCCCGAAACUAUUUGAUGAAGAAAAUCAGAUCGGAGUCCUCUUUGCCUACACUAGCAUCAAGACCUAGCAGUGCUGGUAGUUCGUUCAAUUUGAUAAAGUCUCCAGCACCCGUUCCUGCUAGACGUUUUAAUGUCAAAAGACCAUCAUCGGCAUCGAAAUCAGCCGCUCCAUCACCAAGUUUGAGAUCUCAAGGCUUUGAAGAUGUCGAUGAUUAUUAUGAUUACAACCAGAUUGUCAAAAAUUUCUGUUUCUACGGAUCCGGUAGUCCUGGUGCUGCCAAUAACAGUGUUAACCCAUGGAACUACAAGAAGAAUCCCGUCAAUUUGCAUGAAGUUACUAAUGAAUUGUCGUCUUUUUGCUUAGGCUAG
Brettanomyces nanus is the source of this 1878-nucleotide messenger RNA. RefSeq lists its product as uncharacterized. The coding region runs from base 1 to 1878 and encodes 625 amino acids. The record is from RefSeq and is a predicted model, not a curated record. Gene Ontology annotation, biological process: regulation of glycogen biosynthetic process. Gene Ontology annotation, molecular function: protein phosphatase 1 binding; glycogen binding. Lineage: Eukaryota; Fungi; Ascomycota; Pichiomycetes; Pichiales; Pichiaceae. The transcript has a single exon. Gene Ontology annotation, cellular component: protein phosphatase type 1 complex.